AACUGAAAACUUUCAGUUUCAUUUUGCUUCUGACCAUUCUUCGAAUGAGUCGCCUAUUCUGGAGCUCUUUACUCCUUUUCUCUCUUUUGAGCCAACAUCUGGAUGCAAAAGGAAGCUUUGGUGGUGGUCGUGGGUCCAGUGGAGCACGGAGCAGCAGCAGUUCUUUCUCUAGCUCAAGCUCAAGAAGCUCCGGGUCAUCGUUUUCUAGUUCAUCAAGCUCCCGACCAACCUCUGGAACCAGUAGCUAUAGAUCGGGAAACACUCAAUAUAGCUCAAACUUCCGGCAAAAUGUAUUCCACACCACCUCGACUACAACCAUGUUCUCAUAUUCUCCACUGACUCAUACACACGUCAUCAUCUCACCAGUAUCUCCAAUGAUUUACGGCAAUUACCAUUACUACUGGGGAGGGCAUUAUGUGCAUACUCCAGAGAGACCGCACAUGUGUGAAUAUCAAAUAACAGAUGACGACCAAGAAUUAAGAAAUGUGACAUUCUCUAAUGGCACAAAACCAACAACCCUAACCUUUGGAUGUACGAGCUCUGAAUCUUGUUGUGGAAUGGAGUGUUGCUCGAAUACAUCAUGGGUAACUAUAAUUCUCAUUAUCGUGGGAAUUGUACUGAUUAUAAUUCUGUGCGUGUGGUGCAACAGUAAAGGAUAUUGUCGAGACGAAACAGUUAUUGUAACAGAAGUACCAGUAUUUGCAACGACAACAACCACCCAUACAUUCACAACAAACAACGGUCCACCACCACCUCCAGGAUUUCAAGGAUUUCAACAAGGUCCUCCUCCCAGUGCUCCAGUCUACUCUGCUCCACCGCCUUACAACAAUUUCCAACAAAAUUCUCCGUAUGGUGGAAGACCGAUUAGUUCAGGUCAAGUUCACACCUCUUAUAAACAAUGAUCUCUAAUACGUUAAAUUUUACACCUGUGAUUGUUUUUGGUUUGAAUAAAUUUUGGAAACUGACUAACUGAUAAA
Molecule: messenger RNA, 977 nt
Organism: Caenorhabditis elegans
Lineage: Eukaryota; Metazoa; Nematoda; Chromadorea; Rhabditida; Rhabditidae
Product: CX domain-containing protein
Exons: 5
Coding region: 45-902 (285 amino acids)
Source: RefSeq, marked reviewed